Messenger RNA from Striga asiatica, 324 nucleotides. NCBI's taxonomy places the organism in Eukaryota, Viridiplantae, Streptophyta, Magnoliopsida, Lamiales, Orobanchaceae. The record is from the annotation of a GenBank genome assembly.
AUGUCUCCUGGGGUUAGAGACGGGGCUUUCCGUCCGACUGGAGCCUUUCAGCCGUUUUCGAGAGCUCUAGCCGGAGUUGUGUGUGGGUGGGGGUUGGUGUGGGCCUCCCGGGUGCUCCGAGUUGUUCCUCGGCUCGUUGGGGAGUGGAUAGGUUGCGUCCCGAUCUUUGGCCUGUCUUGGAGGUGUCGUCGUCGGCUCUCCUCUUGUGUGGUGUUGUGUUGGGGCAGUGGCCGGCUGUUGAGAGGGCUUGAUACUCUUCCCAGCAACAUUAAACAAAUGGGCAAGUUCAGUUGCACGAAAGCUGAAGGAAAAGAAAAAACUUGA